AGCUCGGCGCCACAGUGCAGUCCAAUCAGGACACUCGGAUGGUGUCAGCGGGAAGGAGUAGGCAGAUUAAAUUUAACUUUUCGGCUGCGAUUAUGAUAUACCUUCUUAUUGGAAUGUAAACAUAAUGUUGAAAAGAGGAGCAACCCCUGCUUUUAUGCUGCUGUUGUCAUUGCUUGGGAUCGUCGCCUGCGUAUCCGCAGAUAUUGGCACCAUAGUCCAUUUGCCAGGGGGCACAUUUAAAAUGGGAUGUGAUGCAGCUGACGCUCAGGAUGGUGAAGCACCAGUCAGGGAGGUAACAGUCCAGCCUUUUGCAUUGGACAAAUAUCCUGUAACAAAUGCAGAGUUCAGAGAAUUUGUCAGGGCGCAAAAAUACCGAACUGAAGCAGAAACAUUUGGGUGGAGUUUUGUUUUCCAGGAUUUUGUGUCUAAUGAAUUAAAAAACAAAGUGACUGAAACCAUAGAGUCUGCACCCUGGUGGCUUCCUGUGGAAAAGGCAUUUUGGAGACAGCCUUGGGGUCCAGGCUCCAGUAUAAAGGAAAGACUGAAUUUUCCUGUGGUUCAGGUGAGCUGGAAUGAUGCCCAGGCUUAUUGUAAAUGGAGACAAAAGAGGCUUCCAACUGAAGAGGAAUGGGAAUUUGCUGCUCGGGGUGGCUUAGAAGGCCGUAUUUACCCAUGGGGAAACAAGUUUCUGGCCAAACGCUGUAACCUCUGGCAGGGCACAUUCCCAGAAAAAGACACAUCAGAAGAUGGCUAUCAUGGAGUUUCUCCAGUGACAGCCUUUCCAUCCCAGAAUAACUAUGGUUUCUUUGAUAUGCUUGGGAAUACUUGGGAGUGGACAGAUACUGUGUAUAAGUCUGCAGGUCAGCUGUCCAACCGUAGCCCUCAGAAAAUGUAUGUCUUACGUGGAGCUUCUUGGAUCGACAGUGUUGAUGGGUCAGCCAAUCAUAAAGCCCGUGUUACCACCAGAAUGGGAAAUACACCAGAUUCUGCCUCUGAUAAUCUAGGUUUCCGUUGUGCUGUCUCUACUAAAAUGAAAAAUCAAAAAAGUAAUAGCAGGACAGAGCUAUAACUACUUGGUUUUACUAAGACGGAGAGUAAACCAGAUUAUUCCUCUGAUAAUCUGGGAUUCCAUUGUAUUGCCAACACUGGAAUGAAGAAAUAAAAACAAAAGGAUUCA
Molecule: messenger RNA, 1177 nt
Organism: Polypterus senegalus (gray bichir)
Lineage: Eukaryota; Metazoa; Chordata; Cladistia; Polypteriformes; Polypteridae
Gene: sumf2
Product: sulfatase modifying factor 2
Exons: 9
Coding region: 125-1069 (314 amino acids)
Cellular component (GO): endoplasmic reticulum
Source: RefSeq, a predicted model, not a curated record